This is a messenger RNA of Dipodomys spectabilis (banner-tailed kangaroo rat), 1173 nucleotides long. It is a transcript of the gene Hmx2, whose product is annotated as H6 family homeobox 2. NCBI's taxonomy places the organism in Eukaryota, Metazoa, Chordata, Mammalia, Rodentia, Heteromyidae. The transcript is spliced from 3 exons. Gene Ontology annotation, molecular function: DNA-binding transcription factor activity, RNA polymerase II-specific; RNA polymerase II transcription regulatory region sequence-specific DNA binding. Gene Ontology annotation, biological process: regulation of transcription by RNA polymerase II. Gene Ontology annotation, cellular component: nucleus. The coding region runs from base 122 to 952 and encodes 276 amino acids. The record is from RefSeq and is a predicted model, not a curated record.
CGCCCCUCAGCAGGCCCCUGGCCAGCCUGAGUCAAGAGGCCACGAAGAGAACUCCAGUGGGCGUGCCUCUCCUGGCCUGAGAGCCUGGAAGUGGAGCCAGGAGAAGGAGGAGGUAAAAAGGAUGGGAAGCAAGGAAGAUGUGGGCAAGGGGUGUCCGGCGGCCGGCGGCGGCGUCUCCAGCUUCACCAUCCAGUCCAUCCUGGGCGGGGGCCCCACCGAGGCGCCGCGGGAGCCCGCCGGCUGGCCGGCCCGGAAGCGCAGCCUGUCGGUGUCCUCGGAGGAGGAGGAGCCGGACGACGGCUGGAAGGCGCCCGCUUGCUUCUGCCCAGACCCGCACGGCCCCAAGGAGCCAGGCCCCAAGCACCACCACCCCCCUAUUCCUUUUCCUUGCCUGGGUCCCCCCAAGGGCGGCGGCGGCGCGGGGCCCGCGGGCUCGGAUCGCACGCCUUUCCUGUCUCCUUCGCACCCGGACUUUAAGGAAGAGAAAGAGCGGCUGUUGCCGGCGGGUUCGCCCUCGCCCGGGCCCGAGCGGCCCCGGGACGGCGCGGCCGCCGAGCGGCAGGCGGGCGCGGCCAAGAAGAAGACGCGGACGGUGUUCUCGCGCAGCCAGGUGUACCAGCUCGAGUCCACCUUCGACAUGAAGCGCUACCUGAGCAGCUCGGAGCGCGCCUGCCUGGCCUCCAGCCUGCAGCUCACCGAGACCCAGGUCAAGACUUGGUUCCAGAACCGCCGCAACAAGUGGAAGCGGCAGCUCUCGGCCGAGCUGGAGGCGGCCAACAUGGCGCACGCGUCGGCGCAGACUCUGGUGGGCAUGCCGCUGGUGUUCCGGGACAGCUCGCUGCUGCGCGUGCCCGUGCCGCGCUCCCUCGCCUUCCCCGCGCCCCUCUACUACCCGGGCAGCAACCUCUCGGCCUUACCGCUCUACAACCUCUACAACAAGCUGGACUACUGACCCGCCCCGCCGGGCCCCGCGGGCGCCCGCUCCCCGUGCGCCCCGCCGCCGCUUCCAGCUGCCCUCCCUCUCCACCCCUGCCUGCCGCGGAUCCGGGCGGGCGGGGAGAGGGGGUCGGGUGCGGGCGCGGGCUGCACCUGUCCACGGUGCUCCGGAGCCAAGCGGCGUGUUUCCAGAAAUCUUAAGAAAUACACCAUGUGUAUUCGUUCAUUUAUCUCUUA